AUGAAUAAGAAUGUGAAAAAAGCGAAGCUAGAUGGACCACAAGAGAAAUUUAACACUUAUGUGACACUGAAGGUGCAGAACGUGAAGAGCACCACCAUUGCUGUGCGAGGCAGUCAGCCAUGUUGGGAACAGGACUUCAUGUUUGAGAUUAGCAGGCUGGAUCUGGGCCUGACUGUGGAGGUUUGGAACAAAGGCUUGAUCUGGGACACCAUGGUGGGCACGCUGUGGAUCCCUUUAAGCAGCAUUCGCCAGUCCAAUGAGGAAGGGCCGGGGCAGUGGAUGACUUUAGAUUCCCAGGUCAUCAUGGCAGAAAAUGAGAUCUGUGGCACAAAAGAUCCAACUUUUCACCGUGUGCUUCUGGACACACGCUUUGAGUUGCCUUUAGACAUUCCAGAGGAGGAGGCUCGCUACUGGGCCAAAAAACUAGAGCAGCUUAAUGCCAUGAGGGACCAAGAUUAUUCAUAUCAAGAGGAGCAAGAGAGACCACUUCCAGUGCCAUCAACACAGUGCUGUAAUUGGAGUCUAUGGGGAGACCAGCAAAAUGAUGAUCCAGACAGUGCAGUGGAUGACAGAGACAGCGAUUACCGCAGUGAGACGAGCAACAGCAUUCCUCCUCCCUUUUACACAACAUCUCAGCCUAACGCCUCCAUGCACCAGUACCCCAUUCGCAAUGUGCACCGUGGCUCCCGUUAUGAUGACAUGCAAGACUAUGAAUACGAUAACCAGAGAACUAUGAGACGCUAUGAUAGUUUAGACUCCGCCACCAACGGCCGCAGUGAUCUCGAUUCGGCCUCCGGCUCGAGCAGGCGGACCAGCCGCCAGUACUCCUUAGACAGUAGGCGCUCGCUCUCUGAUAGUCCCACGGGGUCCAGUCGAUACGCUUCAUCAGGUGACCUGAGCCGUGGUAGCUCGCAGCUCAGCGAGGAUGGCGAAUGCUUCCGAGGCUCCGGAGAAUUCUAUGAUGAGAACGAUUCCUACCACUCAUGCCACUCCUCAGUCAGCUAUGGUAAAGAAUCACCUGGCUGGGACCAAGACGAACCUCAAGGAGUUUAUAGUGAUGAAGGUAGUUAUGUCAAAGAUGGAGGGGAGGAAGGUGCACUGUAUGAGGAUGAGGAUGGUGACUUGUACGAGCAGGAGGAGGGAGAUUACCCCUAUGAGGAAGAAGAGGGAAUGGGUUUCGAAGAGGAUGAGGACUUAUAUCCUCUUGAUGGUACACUUAGUGAGGAGCAUGAGCCCCCAUAUACACCCACACCAACCAGUGUGGCUCCCUCGUUAGUUCGAGAGACGUCUGGCUUUAGUCGGCCACCUCUGGAAAAGCAGACAUCGAUGCACCAGCAUCAGCCCCCACAGGCUGAACCUCCAUUCCGGCCCAAAGAUUCUCUCACAGAGGCUGUGGCGAAGCAGCAGAGCUUUGAAGACUUCAGCAAACCUGCCAGCAAAUCAAUCACACCUGCCUCUGAUCUGGAGCCCCUAGGUCCUGCAGCACCAUCAUUCACACCUGCAGCAAAACAUGUUGGAGCCACUGAGGAGUCAAAGCCUACGAUUGCGCCUCCAGUUUCUGAGCACCUGCCUGAAGCCCUGCCCGAAAAAAUGGAAGCACCUCCAGAAAGCGUGGCAAAGCGAGAUGAGGCAGUGGAUCCUGCUGAACGUGCCAAGGCCAAUUGGCUGCGACUCUUCAACAAAGUCCGUAUACAGCUGCAGGAGGCCCGAGGCGAGACUCCUGGACUGGCAUCACUCUUUCUACAAGCAGGUCCUGGAGGAGCUCUGUACACCAUAGACAGCAUGCCAGACCUGCGUAAACGCAAAGCCAUUCCUCUGGUUCGAGAUUUGGCAAUGUCCCUUGUCCAGAACUCUCGCAAGGCUGGAAUCACAUCAGCUAUGGCCUCCAGCACACUUAACAAUGAGGAGCUGAAGAGUCAUGUGUAUAAGAAGACCCUCCAGGCCCUGAUCUAUCCCAUUUCCUGCACUACCCCCCAUAACUUUGAGGUGUGGACAGCCACAACGCCAACCUACUGCUACGAGUGUGAGGGACUGUUGUGGGGUAUUGCCCGACAGGGUAUGCGCUGUACUGAGUGUGGUGUCAAAUGCCAUGAGAAGUGCCAGGACCUGCUCAACGCUGACUGUUUACAGAGAGCAGCAGAGAAGAGCUCUAAGCACGGCGCUGAGGAUCGAACUCAAAACAUAAUCAUGGUCCUGAAGGAUCGCAUGAAAAUCCGUGAGAGAAACAAGCCGGAGAUCUUUGAACUCAUACAGGAUGUGUUUGGAGUCCCCAAAACUACUCAUGUCACCCAGAUGAAGCAGGUCAAGCAAAGCGUUUUGGAUGGAACGUCCAAGUGGUCAGCCAAGAUAAGCAUCACAGUUCUGUGUGCUCAGGGCCUGCAGGCCAAGGAUAAAACUGGCUCCAGUGAUCCUUAUGUAACAGUACAAGUGGGCAAAACUAAGAAGAGGACCAAGACUAUCUAUGGCAACCUCAAUCCUGUCUGGGACGAGUCCUUCAAUUUUGAGUGCCACAACUCUUCAGAUCGGAUAAAGGUGCGCGUGUGGGAUGAGGACGAUGACAUCAAAUCACGUGUUAAGCAAAAGUUCAAGCGAGAGUCAGAUGACUUUCUGGGGCAGACUAUUAUCGAGGUUCGCACUCUGAGCGGAGAAAUGGAUGUAUGGUACAACCUCGACAAGCGUACAGACAAGUCUGCGGUGUCAGGAGCUAUCCGAAUGCAUAUCAGUGUGGAGAUCAAGGGAGAGGAAACAGUGGCCCCUUAUCAUGUUCAGUACACCUGCUUACAUGAGAAUCUCUUCCACUAUGUGACGGAUCUUCAGAACAAUGGUGUGGUAAAGAUCCCUGAUGCCAAAGGUGAUGAUGCCUGGAAGGUCUACUUUGAAGAGACACCACAGGAAAUCGUUGAUGAGUUUGCAAUGCGUUAUGGAGUGGAAUCUAUAUAUCAAGCCAUGACACAUUUUGCCUGUCUAUCAUCCAAGUACAUGUGCCCAGGAGUGCCAGCCGUGAUGAGCACUCUGCUGGCUAACAUCAAUGCAUACUACGCCCACACCACCCAGGCUACCAAUAAUGUCUCUGCUUCUGACCGCUUUGCUGCAUCAAACUUUGGGAAAGAACGCUUUGUAAAACUCCUUGACCAACUACACAACUCUUUGAGGAUUGACCUCUCCAUGUACAGGAAUAAUUUCCCAGCCAGCAGUCCUGAGAGGCUUCAGGAUCUCAAAUCCACUGUGGACCUACUCACCAGUAUCACGUUCUUCAGAAUGAAGGUCCAAGAGCUACAGAGUCCUCCCCGUGCAAGUCAGGUUGUGAAAGACUGUGUUAAGGCCUGCCUGAACUCCACAUAUGAGUACAUCUUCAACAACUGCCACGAGCUGUACAGCCGCGAGUACCAGACUGACCCAUCAAAGAAAGGUGAGGUUCCUCCCGAAGAACAGGGGCCAAGCAUUAAGAACCUUGACUUCUGGUCCAAACUGAUCACCCUAAUCGUGUCGAUCAUUGAGGAAGACAAGAACUCUUAUACUCCUUGCCUUAACCAGUUUCCACAGGAACUGAACGUAGGAAAGAUCAGUGCAGAGGUCAUGUGGAAUCUGUUUGCCCAGGAUAUGAAGUAUGCCAUGGAGGAGCAUGAAAAGAACCGCCUCUGUAAGAGUGCUGAUUACAUGAAUCUGCACUUCAAAGUGAAAUGGCUUUACAAUGAGUACUGCAAAGACCUCCCUUUCUUCAAGAGCAGAGUACCAGAGUAUCCAGCGUGGUUCGAACCUUUUGUAAUCCAGUGGCUGGAUGAGAAUGAGGAGGUUUCUCGAGACUUUCUGCAUGGAGCUCUGGAAAGAGACAAAAAAGAUGGAUACCAGCAAACAUCAGAACAUGCUCUUUUUUCAUGUUCAGUGGUGGAUGUCUUUUCUCAGCUCAACCAAAGCUUUGAAAUCAUUAAAAAGCUGGAGUGCCCCGACCCACAGAUUGUGGGCCACUACAUGAAGCGAUUUGCUAAGACAAUAAGCAACGUUCUGCUCUCCUAUGCCAGCAUAAUAUCCAGAGACUUCCCUAACCACUGCACCAAGGAAAAAGUGAAUGCAAAAGAUGGUGCUAUAAAGCCCUGUAUUUUAAUUAACAACAUUCAGCAACUCCGAGUACAGCUGGAGAAGAUGUUUGAGGCCAUGGGAGGCAAGGAUCUGAAUGUUGAGGCUAGCGACAUCUUAAAGGAGCUGCAGGUAAAACUCAACAAUGUCCUGGAUGACCUGGCCAGGAUUUUUGCCACUAGUUUCCAGCCCAACAUUGAGGAGAAUGUGAAGCAGAUGGGAGACAUUCUGAGCCAAGUGAAAGGCACCGGCAACGUGCCAGCAAGUGCCUGCAGCAGCGUGGCUCAGGAUGCAGACAACGUUCUGCAACCCAUCAUGGACUUCCUGGACAGCAACUUAUCACUGUUUGCAAAGAUAUGUGAGAAGACGGUUUUGAAGCGAGUGCUAAAGGAGCUUUGGAAACUUGUCAUGAACACCAUGGAGAAGACCAUUGUUCUGCCUCCCCUAACUGAUCAAACGGGCAGGGUGAAGCUUGCUUGUCACAGUGAUGGUACACAGCUAAUUUUCAAUGCUGCUAAAGAGCUUGGUCAGCUUUCCAAGCUGAAGGAGCAUAUGGUGCGUGAGGAGGCCAAGGCCUUAUCCCCCAAGCAGUGUGCAGUUAUUGAGUUGGCCUUGGAUACCAUCAAGCAAUAUUUUCAUGCUGGAGGAGUGGGCCUAAAGAAGACCUUUCUGGAGAAGAGUCCUGACCUGCAGUCUCUCCAUUAUGCCUUGUCCCUCUACACACAAGCUACAGACAAACUCAUCAAAACCUUUGUUCAGUCACAGAAUGCUCAGGUUCAUGGAGGGAAGGGGAUAAGGUUCACCCAUAGCGAGGAUGUAUACCCCGAAAAGGUCUCUGGGAUGGAUGAUGCGGUUGGAGAGGUGUCCAUCCACGUUGAGAUCUUCACUCAUCCCAACACCGGCGAACACAAGGUUACAGUAAAAGUGGUUGCAGCAAACGACCUGAGGUGGCAGACGUCUGGAAUAUUCCGACCCUUUGUGGAGGUCUACAUCAUCGGGCCUCAUCUGAGUGACAAGAAGAGGAAGUACGCCACUAAAUCAAAGAACAACAGCUGGGCUCCCAAAUACAAUGAAACAUUUACAUUCACGCUGAGUAACGAGGUGGGGCCAGAGUGUUAUGAGCUGCAGGUGUGUGUGAAGGACUACUGCUUUGCACGGGAGGACCGCACCGUGGGCAUGGCUGUGCUGCAGCUAAAGGAUGUGGCACCACGUGGUAGCGUGGCCUGCUGGCUCCCACUCGCUAAACGCAUCCACAUGGACGAGACAGGCCUGACCGUGUUGCGCAUUCUCUCACAGCGCAACAAUGAUGAUGUGGCUAAAGAGUUUGUCAAACUCAAGUCUGACCAACGCUCUGCCGAGGAGGGCCGAGGAAGCUAAAGGUAUUGAUGAGGGAAUUGCAGAUUUGAAGAAUCACUGCCCACCUGCUUUCUCUGUUGAGUGUUGCACUAAAACAGGCUGAUAACACACACACACACACACACACACACACACUGCAGAUCAGAAUAUACUGGACCAAUUUCACAAGAUAGUGAUACCUAAGCCACUGCCAUAACCUGCUAUGAGGCUUGUAUGACAAGCACAGUGCAGCACAUAAACAUAUACAGGCACAAAUCCUUCUAUCUCUAUAAUACUUGAUGUUUGUGUUGUCCUUGAUUUUUUAAAAGUACAUAUUAUAUGACACAACCUCAUGGCUGAAAGAUAUUUAAAGAACAACACGUUAUGUAUAGUUAUUCAUACAUAAAUAUAUAAAAAUUGCAAAUAUUCUUUCAAUGAUAUAUAAGAGAGAUAAUAUUGUCUGCCGUCAUAUCAAAAGAUGUCUAAAAGGAUCCUUUUUUUUUGGUAACUGUAGAGCAGAGAUAUGCCUGAGUGAAAGCAGGGUCGCUAUAUAUGUAGUGCCAUCGAUGCCUCCUAGAGCCCUAAUACCCCAGAGUCCUUGUUUAAUAUAAGAUAAUAAUGUCUGAGAUUGUGGAAAUAUCUUCUGUAACUGCCUUGUUAUUUCUUUCAAUCAUUCCUGCACCUUUACAUGGGUGUCUCAGUGUCAGGGUAUAACUCUUUUGUUCUCAGUGAGAUGCUCUUCUCCACUACAUCUAAAAGGCACACUGUUUAAUGUGGCCAACAUUUUUGAAAAUUAUGCAAUCUUUUGAAUCAAGCACAAGAACAUUAUUAUUAUAAAGCAAAAACAUAAACAUGGACAUACAAAGUGGACCAAAUACAUCUUACAAAGCAAAGGAUCAGCGUUUAUUCGAAAAUUCUUAACAUCUCACUGGGAAUGAUAUGAAUUUAGAGAAACAAUGACUCGUUAUCUCACCUCUGUUUAGUUGUUUUUACACAUUGAAGUUUAACUCUGUAGUAUAUUUUCUCUACAAUGCGUAUGAGGGCAAACAGUAGAUAAGGGCUAUGGGAGCUAACAUGAUCACGGUUUUGCAUAAUACCAUUACUCCUGCUACUAUUAGCCCCUCUUGGUUUACUGUUAGCAGUGUUGGCAUGUUUGAGUGAUGUAUGUUUUAAACACCCUGCCAAUCCUCCAUUAUGUCUAAGUUUUAUAUCAUUUGUGUGUUUGUUUGUGUGUGUGUGUGUGUGUGUGAGCAUGUGUGCCUUGCAUGUGUGAUUUAUAAGGUGAGUGCAUGAUUGAGACAUUGUGAAGUGUGUGUCAGGUGCAAAUGUAGUAAACAAUAGAUUUCAAAGGAACUUAUUGACUUGUUUGCAUUGAUUACCUUUAUAAAGUAGCAUCUGUUUUACAUAAUUUCCCCAGAGGGAGCAAAAGAAAGUCAGUUCAGAAUAAUCCCAGUGCUGUUCCCAUAGCAACCUCGAACUGUCUUGCCUCCCUUCUAAGUGUUAGGACAGCACCAAGUGUGCAACCACUCUGUGCUUGUUUAACCUGGUAAAUAUAUCCCUGCAUUGAUCGUACCCCUUCAUUUCCAGUCAUUGCGCUCUCAGGGCUGGAAACGUAGCUGUUCCACCCUCAAGUCUUCUGCGGUCUUACACAGCACAAUGAAGGUCAGAGAUAAUGACUGGUUAAAGCUUUAGGGAAAUGGUUUAUCGUCAGGAGGGGCAAGAUUUGGUCAGUGGUGCUAGAGCUUCAUUUUUUCGCCAGUGGAUAUGAAAUAUCUCAUUUAUCUGUGUUCACUAGAACCUGUAACUAUGUCUAAAAUGGUGUAGUUUUAGUUCUGUUUAAAGUGGUAUUGAUAAAGAGAUAUACUGUUAGUCCGCGGAUGAUUAACUGAAAUUAAAUACAAGCAAAUUUUGGGAUUUUAGAUUUUUAGAUUACAUACCAGAAUGUGCUUUGCUCGCUGAAAGAGUUAGAACACUUCUUUAAAACAAACAUUUUGUGUUUUUUGCUCUUCUGGCGCAGUUCAGUGAAUUAGAUAACUGCACAGUAAUUUGCAAUAUCUGCUACCCUACAAAAUUUGUUACUACAUACAGUAGUAGGGAUGGGAAUCACCAGUACACUAUUAUCACGAUACCUGGGUGCCGAUUAAUUUUCAAUUAAAAUUGUGAUUCUAUAUGUAUCAUGAUUUCAUAAAUAACCAGAUUAAAUAUUACAUUUUCCCCAAUUUUGUUACAAUUUGAAACUGUUGCAUCAUUCUAAAUGUAUGACUGAGGCGGCACAAUGGUGUAGUGGUUAGCACUGUCGCCUUGCACCUCCAGGGUCCGGGUUCGAAUCCUGGCCAGGCUAGAUUACCGUCUCUGUGUGCAUGAAGUUUGCAUGCUCUCCCCUGUGCUUGGUGGGUUUCCUCCCACAGUCCAAAGACAUGUCAGGUUAGGUUAAUUGGCAUUCCCAAAUUGCCUGUAGUGUGUGUAUGUGUGUGUGCCCUGCGAUAGAUUGGCACCCUGUCCAGGGUGUACCCUGCCUUGUGCCCUAAGUCUCCGGGGAUAGGCUCCUGGUCCGCGCGACCCUGAAUACAGGAUAAAGCGGUAUAGAUGAUGAGUGAGUGAGUGAGCAAAAAAGAAUCGCGAUUUAUAAUUGAAUAACUGAUUUUCUUUUUUCCCCAUCUCUACGUGAGUGCAUUUUAAGACACAGCUGUUAUCAGGAAAGUAAACAGUUCAUUCAUUAGCCAUCUUGGCAAUCCUCCAGGUAUUGAUAAUUUCUUGAGUGCUGAGAGACGUAUAAUAAGCAGAUACAUAGCCAUAUUAGAACUCUAAAAAAGUUAUUUUAAACAAGUUCCCCAUAACUACCUUUACAACUCCUGUUUUCAAGUGUCAAAUAAUGUCUAAUCACUAAACUUAGCCUGUGUAUCAGAGUUUUAGUUAACAGGUUUUUAUUCUUUUCGUUGUGGUUUCUCCACACAAAAGGCCAUAAUGAUGUCACUGCUCUUUUAUCAUAAUUUAGUGUCAGUAAGUGUAAAAUAAGUUACAGAUAGAAUUUAUAUUAAAUUUCCUAAUUUCUUUGUAAUGACGAAUGUUUUAAGUCUGAAAAUUUUGCAGACUGCAGAACCCAUGAAUGUUGCACAGAUGUUGUGAGAGGAUCUAAAGUUUUAUGUGUGACUGUCAGUAAAAACCUAGUAAAGUUUAGAUAAGUGAGAGCAUGUAAACACAAAACUUUAUUUCAUGUUUACUCGCACACACACAGGCAUGUGCACACGCACACAGUGCACUGAUGUCUGACCUCACCCAAACCAUUACUCCAGAUAUUGUAGAUAGGAAGCAGUGCAUGUUGGAAAAGAUCUCUCUUGUGCCAGCAUGUGUCUUUGAUGUGAUUUUCACAGCAUUGUCUUUUUGUUAUUUAUUUUGAUAUUUGGUAUUAUUUUCUAUUUUUGGAAGGCUUGUGAAUAUAUAAAUAUGUAUUACUGAUGUGUAGUGAUACAGAGUACUAGCAUGAGAGACUUUUUUUAUACACAGAUGUUUAUAAUUUCUGUUUUUCUAACUAUUAUUGUUCUUAUUGGGGAUGAAAGUGAAACUAAUAGCAUUUUUGCUGUGUUUCUACUUAAUAAAUGGUUAUAAAUAUCCAAAAUA
Molecule: messenger RNA, 9027 nt
Organism: Clarias gariepinus (North African catfish)
Lineage: Eukaryota; Metazoa; Chordata; Actinopteri; Siluriformes; Clariidae
Gene: unc13a
Product: unc-13 homolog A (C. elegans)
Exons: 45
Coding region: 1-5451 (1816 amino acids)
Biological process (GO): synaptic transmission, glutamatergic; dense core granule priming; neuromuscular junction development
Cellular component (GO): terminal bouton; plasma membrane; synaptic vesicle membrane
Molecular function (GO): phospholipid binding; calcium ion binding; calmodulin binding
Source: RefSeq, a predicted model, not a curated record